CCCCCGUCAAGAAAGUGAAAGUGGAUUCCCGCAUCCCGCAAUCGCAGUUCUGGCUUGCCCCAUCCCCCCUUCCUCCACUCCCGUUCCGUAAUCCCGACAAUAUAAAGACCGGCGCAAAACCGCAACCUUCACAUCCCGCAAUGUCAUCGCGCACCGCACUCCGUACCCUCACCAGACCAACCAUCACCACCAACCUCAUCCGCCCUCCCUAUCCUCAAACAGCAGCAACACCGCGAACCCUCACAAUGACAUCCCAAAACAACUCCAAAUUCUCCGGCGGCACCCAAGCAACCCACAACCCCCACCCAGACUUCAAAUCCGUAGAAUCCACCCGCCCGCCCUUCAACACCGAAGCCUCCAUCACCUUCACAAAAACAAUCUCCCCCGACUGGUCCUUCGGCUCCGGCGCGAACCCCCUAGGCCAACCCGGCCUCUCAACACCACACGUAGCAAUCGACCCCCACGCCGAGGGUCGCCCAGCAGGCUUCAACUACAAACUCCUCAUCUCCGCCAUCACCCCGCGCCCCAUCGCCUUCCUCUCCACCCGCUCCGCAGACGGCACCGUGACGAACCUCGCGCCGUUCAGCUACUUCAACAUGGUGAACCACGACCCGCCAAUGUUCGUCGUGGGCUUCGCCGCGUCCAUCGAGAAACCUAAAGAUUCGCUUAAGUGCCUGCUCGAGAGUAAAGAGUGCGUCAUCAACAUCAUCUCCGAGGGCUUCCUCGAGGCCGCCAACUCGACGUCCGUCAACGCGCCGUACGGGAAAUCGGAGUGGGAUGUGAGUGGCUUGACGCCCGUACACGACUGCAAGCAUUUGCAAGCCGCGCGCGUAAAGGAGGCCGUCUUCAGCGUCGAGGGGAAGCUUGACUUCGUGAAAGAGUGGGAUUCGCGCGCUACCCCGGGCAAGAAGAGCGGUGUUACUGCGUUUAUCGAGGGUGUCAACUUUUGGGUGAGGGAGGAUGCCAUCAACGAGCAGAAGAACAUUGUCGAUCCUACUGUACUGCGCCCUGUCAGCAGGUUAGGAGGCAUCACUUACGGCCGCACCAUCGACGUCUUGGAGAUCCCGAGAGCGGACUGGGAUAGCAACAUUGGUGGUGAGGAAGGCUACGAGAAGCUCAAGAAGAGUAAGCAGUAGAGACUCAACGAAAUGUCAUUCGAGAACCAAGACGCACAAUUGUGUAUCCAGGUAAAUGUGGUGUUAGAGAAAACCAACAACAAUACGAUGCGCAUACGCCCCCGAGAUAUAAUAUAUAGAAAUUAGGUGGCAUUCAAGCAAGACGCGGCAGCCCAUCAUCAUCACGGCUGCCGAUGGAUAUAUAGAAUGCGACAAAUGGUGCGCGU
Molecule: messenger RNA, 1342 nt
Organism: Colletotrichum scovillei
Lineage: Eukaryota; Fungi; Ascomycota; Sordariomycetes; Glomerellales; Glomerellaceae
Product: nitrilotriacetate monooxygenase component B
Exons: 2
Coding region: 141-1136 (331 amino acids)
Molecular function (GO): FMN binding
Source: RefSeq, a predicted model, not a curated record